Messenger RNA from Cajanus cajan (pigeon pea), 1293 nucleotides. The record is from RefSeq and is a predicted model, not a curated record. Lineage: Eukaryota; Viridiplantae; Streptophyta; Magnoliopsida; Fabales; Fabaceae.
AUGGAAGUCUACGUCGAUGACAUGGUGGUCAAAACCACCUUGGCAAUAGACCAUGCUAUCGAUCUCGCCGAGGUGUUCGCCCAGAUCAGAAAGCACGACAUGCGUCUCAACCCGGAGAAGUGCAUUUUCGGCGUUCAGGGGGGAAGGUUAGUCUCACUGUCCCGAUUCAUCCCCAAACUCACGAAGAAAGCAAGGCCAAUCUUCACCCUGCUAAAGAAGCCAAAAGACUUCCAGUGGACAGGUCAGUGCGAAGAAGCUUUCCAGAGCUUCAAAACCUUUCUCUCGACCCCACCGAUCCUACAGAGGCCGAACCACAACAUCGACCUCCUCCUCUACUUGGCCAUAGCAGAAAAUGCCAUCAGUGCUGUAAUAGUGCAAGAAAACCAGAAGACGCAGAUGUCGAUCUACUUCAUCAGCCGAGUCCUCCAGGACGCGGAGAAGCGAUACCAGAUGGUUGAGAAGUUGGCGCUAGCACUCGUCACCGCGGCCCGACGGCUUCCACCACAUUUUCAAAGCCACCAGGUGGUAGUCAAAACCGACUACCCCAUAAAGAAAAUCCUGAGAAAACCAGAACUCGCCGGACGAAUGAUCGCAUGGUCAGUAGAAUUAUCCGAGUUCGGCAUCCGGUACGAAAGUCGUGGAACCCUGAAAGCGCAGUGCCUGGCCAACUUCGCAGAGUAUGAGGCACUCCUCGCAGGACUGAGGCUAGCCAGCGACCUCAGAGCCCGAAGAGUGAGCUGCAACAGCGACUCGAAACUCAUGGUCGAGCAGCUCAAUGGGACGUACCAGGCAAAGGACACCCUUUUACAAUGGUAUUUCCACAUCGCAUCCCAGCAGAUCUCGUCCUUCGACGAGUUCGCCAUACAGCAUGUGUCGUGCGAACAAAAUGCCCGAGCCGACCUCCUAUCGAAGCUCGCCAGUACCAAAAAGCCUGGACAGCACCGAACUAUCAUCCAGGAGGCCCUACACUCGCCUAGCUUCGAUGACAAGGUUGUCAAUGUCAGCGACAGUGGAGACCUGGGCUGGAUGGCGGGCAUCUGGAAUUACUUGAAAGAGGGUACCUUGCCCAAAGACAAAGACGAAGCUCGGAAGAUGAGAAUGAGGUCGGCCAAGUUUGUCAUUGUCGGAGACGAACUGUUCAAACGUGGUAUUUCCACCCCGCUGCUCAAGUGUUUGACCGCACCCCAAGCAGCCUACGUCAUCGACGAAAUUCAUCGGGGCAUGUGUGGCUUGCAUUCCGGAGCUCGCUCGAUGGCCACCAGAAUUCGGAAUCCCUCACACCCUCGUUACUGA